Prorocentrum cordatum is the source of this 4298-nucleotide messenger RNA. The record is from the annotation of a GenBank genome assembly. NCBI's taxonomy places the organism in Eukaryota, Dinophyceae, Prorocentrales, Prorocentraceae.
CUGGCCCAAGCCGAGGAGCGCCCAGGGGACAAUGGGCAGGCGCGGCGUGGCUAUGGUGGUGCUCCUCUCGCUGUCCACCUGCUUGCGCCUGGGGCAGCCGCUCGGGGUCCGCGGCUCGGGGCCCGCCCCCCCGGCGGCGGGGUUGCCAACAUCGUACCCCGCACCUCCCCAAACGCCCAAUCUCACGCCCAAUCCGACGCCCAAACCGACACCCCACCCGACGCCCCACCCGACGCCCAACCCCACGCGCAACCCCACACGGGUUUCGACUCGGACGACGCCGCACACGGCUUGUUGGUUCUCGCCUGUAUCGUCGUGCCCAUGCUCUGAUGAAGAUGUUUCUGGUUGCGACUUGCCCGAAUGCUUCAUCGGAAUGACGGGUGGGCAGAUGUGUGAAGCUGAUUGGUUUCUGCCAGAUCUGAAUCCACAUUUCAAUAGUAACAAUUGUCCUAAUGGUUACGACGUGUGGGAGUACAUGUGUGAGGCUUCGACUACGGUUUCAACUGCUACUUCGACGUCGGACACGAGUUCUUCCUCCACCACGAGAACGGUGACAGCCACGAGCUUCUUCACGACAGCGAGCGCCACCACGGAGACGACGUCGGCCACCAUCGAGACCAUCACGAGCUCGUCUUUUAGUACAGCCAGCACCAGCACGACGGCGACAGCCACUAGUUCGACCACGGCAACAAGUUCCAUCACGGAGACGCCAACGGCCACCACGGCGACCACGGAGACUGUCACUACAGAGACUGCCGCGAGCACCUCCACAGAGAUUGCAAUUGUUAUUUCGACGUCGGGCACCAGUUCUUCCUUCACCACGAGAACGGCGACAGCCACGAGCUCCUCCACGACAGCGAGCGCCACCACGGAGACUACGACGGCCACCAGCGAGACCAUCAUGACCUCGUCUUUUAGUACAGCCAGCACCUCCACGGAGACGGCGACAGCCGCGAGCUCGACCACGGCAACAACACCUCCACGGAGACGGCGACAGCCACGAGCUCGACCACGGCAGCAAGUUUUAUCACGGAGACGCCAACGGCCACCACGGUGACCACGGAGAUUGCCCCUACAGAGACUGCCACGAGCGCUUCCACAGAGACUGCAACUGUUACUUCUUCGGCGUCGGACAUCAGUUCUCCCGCUGCAGCGAGAACGGCGACAGCCGCGAGCGCCACCAUGGAGACGACGACGGCCACCAGCGAGACCAUUAUGACCUCGUCUUUAAGUACAGCCAGCACCUCCACGGAGACGGCGACAGCCACGAGCUCGACCACGGCAGCAAGUUUUAUCACGGAGACGCCAACGGCCACCACGGCGACCACGGAGACUGCCACUACAGAGACUGCCACGAGCACCUCCACCACAGAGACUUCAACUGUUACUUUGGCGACAGGAACCAGUUCCACCACGUCAACGGCGACAGCCACCAGCUCCUCCACGACAGUGAGCGCCACCACGGAGACGACGACGGCCAUCACCGGGACGUCCACGAGCUCGUCUUCGAGUACAUUCAGCACCUCCGUGGAGACGGCGACAGCCAUCACGGAUACGGGCACGGCAACGGCGACGAGCUCAUCCUCAACAGGAACUGGCACCACAGGAACGGUGACUGCCACAACAGAGACGGCAACUGUAUCCUCCACGACUGCAACAACCAUCACAGAGAGAGGGGUUGUGUCGACUACGUUGGCGUUGCCCGCUGCUGCAGGCGCCACGCAGUUAGCGGUGGUGUCCGUGCUAGGCUUCAGAGUCGGAGAUGUGAUUUUGAUCGCUGGUGGUGGCGUCAGCGAAUUGGGGACAAUCUCGGGCAUCGGGCCGAUCGUUCUGGCCGACGGAACUACGAACUCAUACCCAGUUGGUUCUAUUGUCUCUGUGUAUCACUCGACAGACGCUCCGACUCCAGCGCCCACGGCCGCUCCGGUAACGAUGGCGGCGAUCGGACGCUUGGAAGAUUCCGUGCUUGGUGCCCUGCUUGCGAGCAACAGCCUCAACGCAGUGGUGACAGCGGAGGGGAUCGUCAGCGUCGCGCGUGUGGUGAAUAUUUCGACGGAUGCGUCGGACGAGUCGGUCAGGGUCGAUAUGGCGGACAUCGGCGCGAGCGUCGUUUUUCCGUUGUCGUUGUUCGCGGACUUUGGCCUCCGCGACGCGGUCGUGGUGGCGUCCACCGUCGAGCCCGGCGCCCUCGCCACCUUCGCCGAGGGCCCGCGGACCACCGGCGAGGGCGUUACCCAGGAGCUGCUGUCGGCGAUCAGCAUCAACUUCUUCGAGCUGGCUGGCAGCCGCAUCUCCGUCUCGGAUCUCGCCGAGCCGAUCCGCUUCUCCCUGCCCAGCUCCAGCUCGAGCGGGCUGACGUGCGCGUGGCUGGACGAGGGCGCGGGCGAGUGGACCACCGAGGGCGUCUACGCGGACGGCUUCGCGGCAGACGGCAGCGUCUGGUGCGCCACGUUGCACCUCACCUUCUUCGGGGCGAUCCUCUCGGGGUUCCUGUCCACGCUCCAGUGCACCCAGGCCUCGCUGCUCGCGGCUGACAGUUACAUUGAGCUCAUGAAUGGCACCUGGUACCACAGCGUGGGCACCCAGCUGUUGUUCCUCGUCCUGGGAGGCUUAGUCGUCAUGGUUGCGGCCGCCUGUGUCCUCGACGAGAUCGAGCGCCGACGGGGUUUCUGGAAGACAGAGUAUUUCCUGAUCGCCAACGCCGCGGCGCCAGCGACGGGCAUGGCCGCGUUGGCAGCAGGUGUCGGCGUCGGCCAGGGCAACCUAGCAUGUUGCACAGAAGGCGUCGUCGGGGGUCUGAAAGAAGCGGUCGACGACCUCCUCGGCACGUUCUUCGCAUACCUCGGGCAUAUCCGGAGUGUUUUGGAGGAGCUGAUGGUGUGCCAGUUUGAAGGCGGCUUCCUUCACGCCCUUGCCCCCAUAAUCAUUUCCAAGAGUGUCCUACGGAGCACUUCGGCCUCGUACUUUCUGCUUGCCGACGACUUGGGAGUCUUGCUCAACGAGGACGUGGACCAGCUGAUUUCGCCGAAGCAAGGGAUCACGGGCGAUGUGGACGACGCAGUCGCAGACGCAUUUCGCCGAAGCAGCCUUGACUGCGGCAGCUUCGACCAUGUCUUAGACGUGGACGGCGAGGCGAACGCCUCGCAGAGUGCAGUCACGCUUGCGGGCGCAGGGCUCUUUUCCCGGGGCGCCGCUCGACGUCUCAGGCGGCUGAAGGAGCUGAGGGACCACGUGCUCGAGCACCAGAGGUACAACUUCAACCGCCACGCGAAUUGGUGCCACCUCGCCAGAUCUCUGGUUAUGUCGCUGCUUGUCCACGGCCCGUUGGGGUCCGUGUUCUGCCGCAGCAUCACGAUGUCUCAUUCAUUGCGGGCCCUCUAUCUGUGCUGCGACUUAUUGGGGUCCAUGAUGUUGGCGACCGUCUUUUGCUCCGCGACUGGUGGCGCCCUAAGCAAGAAGUCACCGAAGGGGUGUGAGUCCGAUUGCCUGGACCCUGACAGCGGCGUAGACAGUGCGACUUGUGCAUACAUGCAUUUCGGGCGAUUAAUAGCCAUCGGAAUGGUCAGCACGCUGAUCGCUGGCGUCCCGAUUUCCAUACUGAAUUCUUUGCAUCAGCGGGAAUUCGUUCGCGUGGCUUAUGAGGGCAGCCCGGACUGGCGCAUACAGCUCCGAAAAUGGCGUCGAAACGACGCGAUUAUUUGGGUACUCGGACCCGCCUAUUGUCUGCUUGCAGGCAACUACGUGUGCUUGUUCUUCGCGAAUGUGGCGUCAUAUGACCAGGGGCAGUGGAUGAUCAGUGCUUGUAUUGUUUUUUUCGAAGACUUUGUUAUCCUUCCUCUAGGAGUUGGUUUUGUGGUUGCUCUGCUUGCGCUAGUGUUCCUCACAGGCUUGUCGUGGAAAUACGGAUUGGCGAGGUCGCAAAUUACACAGCAGGGCAGCGCCGAGUCCCUCAGGGAGCUGUGCAGCAACACCAGGGACAGGGGCGAUAUUCAGCGGACGUCAACCACCGAAAGCCUCGCCGCUUCCAAAGCGAUGCGGUCGUUGCGGCAGAUGCAGACAGGCCGCAGAGGGUUGAUGCGAGAGGACGAUGGGCCGUUCGAGGUGCACUGCUUUCAAGACGUUGGCCUCGCCGACCUCGCACGCCUGACUCCUCGAUCCAUCGGCUGAGGCGGUCUUCGAUCGAGCGCCGCGGUCGAGCGACCACAGCCGGCGUGCCGCCCGGCCAUGGCCUGUGUCAUUUCAGUUGGCGGAGUGGCCCGGACGAGUACGAUUUGGAGCGGAUGCUGCUUACGGGGAGG